GUAGGGCGAGCAGACCAGUCGCUCAUAUAGUGGCAUUACAAAACUAUAGUGAUGUACUGAAAAUAAUAUUACAACAAUUAUAUGUUCAAUAUUCACAUCGACCACAAACGAAGGGAAGUUCCAAUUUAUACAAAAUGAAUAUUGGAGUGUUAUGGUUAAGCGUGCUGCUGGUGGCCAGCAGCUCCGCCAAGUGGCGCUGGCCAGAAGGCGAGGCGGCGGCUUCAGUCCGCAUCGACACCAAAGUGAGAUUCAUCGAAUCUGGCGACGACAGGGAUCCAGAGAAGAUCCAGGGCAUGCACCGCGUGCAGUCUGACGCGCCGUUCAAGGAGCCGCAGGAGACGGAGGGCUUCUACAACCGGCCGCCGGGCUCCGGGCGCUACCCCGUGCGCGUGGAGGCGCACCGCACGCCCUACCGCGUCGACGACAACGCCAUCUACCCCGUGCACACCCCCCCGAAAACUACGGUUUCUGACGGCACCCUCGAUUCGUUGCAAUACUGCAAGUGCGUCUCCAACCCCGACUGCGAUCCGAGACCAGACUCCUUGGGCGCGUGCGGUGCCGGCAAGUUCCUGUGCUGCUACCCGCGACCCAGCAACAAAGACAGGGUGACGCCGCAGAACACCGAGUUCUUCAAUGAACUGGAAGAUCAGCGUCCGAUGCUGCUGCCGGGACGCGAGAACCUAGCGCGGCCGUUCCCGCCGCCGCCCAACUCCGUGCACAGCGGCCUGUUCGGCUCGUACGGGCCCGGCCACGACCACGACUCCUCGCACAUCGGCGUCUUCGACAAGCCGCUCGUACUCAUCGGCCCCUCCGGACCCUCAGGACCCGUGGGCCCGCCGAAUAAGCCAAUAGAAUCUGGCGUGCUCGUUGGCCCCGAAGGCCCGACCGGCAUCGUCGGCCCCCUCCCCAAUGGACCCCCAGACUCAACUCGAAGCGAAAGUGCACAAAGAGGAGUCUUAGUUGGCCCCGUUGGUCCCUCAGGAAUAGUGGGUUCAUACGGCCGACGUCCAGUACUAGUUGGCCCCGGCGGACCCACAGGAAUCAUUGGGCCUAGCAGGACUGGACGUGGACCUAAUGUACUAGUCGGACCGGGUGGACCCACUGGCAUCAUUGGCCCUGCCAGACAACCAGGUCUGCUCACUGGCCCAGGGGGCCCAACAGGCUCCAUUGGACCCGGUCGCCCAAUCCUAGUGGGUCCCGGUGGACCCACCGGUCAGAUAGGUCCGAGAUACUACGGUAAAUAAAUGUGCCAUGUGUCGUGUGGUAACUAAUACAAGUGUGGAACUAACUCGGUACACGUCGUUGUUGUUUAAGUUUAAGACUGCAGUGUACCGUCAUCGUGAGCAUGCAAUAUUUUGAUUAAUUGGUAACGAAUACACCGUCAGUGUUAACUGCAAUAAACCCAGCUUUGUGUGUGGCGAGUCUGUGCGCUGUGUGCGAGUGUGACGGCUGGGACUCUUGCAGGCUGCGCACACAGCAGGCGGAGGACCGGCUCGCCGGCGUGGGCGCCGCGCGUCGACUUCUCCAGCCCCGCUCCGAUACACAAGCAUCGGCGGAACGCUCAACCCGUCGCGAACAUGUGUGACUGCAAACAAUAAACCGUCGCAAACUC
This is a messenger RNA of Helicoverpa zea (corn earworm), 1612 nucleotides long. RefSeq names its product collagen alpha-1(V) chain-like. Lineage: Eukaryota; Metazoa; Arthropoda; Insecta; Lepidoptera; Noctuidae. Bases 135 to 1244 code for a protein of 369 amino acids. The record is from RefSeq and is a predicted model, not a curated record. The transcript is spliced from 6 exons.